CUCGCCACUCGCCAAACGUCGUCGCUUUUUUGGAAGAUUCCUCUAGAGUAGGAAGAGUGGACCAAAGAGAGAAACCCAGAAAGGUCGAAUCUCUCCGGCGAAAAUAAAAAGAGAGAGUUUGAAGCGAUCUCACUCAUUGAUGGCGGAAAACAGCGAAGAUCCUCAGCGAUUGAAGAAGAUCGCGGCGGCAGCAUACGACUACGACAACGACGCUCGAUGGGCGGAUUACUGGUCCAAUAUUCUCAUCCCUCCUCACAUGGCUUCUCGCCCCGAGGUCAUCGAGCAUUUCAAGCGCAAAUUCUAUCAACGCUUCGAGGAUCCUGAUCUUGUUGUGGAGCCUAUGUCGACUUCGUCUUCGUCUUCGCAAUCUGCCAGACCAUCUGCUACAUCUGCAUCUGCGAAUGCAAAUGAACAAGCUCGUUCACGGAACUCAGGAUCGGUUCCACGAACCACUGGGCCGUCUGCUACUACGACAGGUGCAAACCCAAGUUCGGGCCGCUGGGAUCAGCAGACAAUUCAGUUUUCUGUCAAUGCUUGGGUUUUUGUUAUAGCUGUGCUGGCAGUGUUACCUCUAGUACCACAGAAUCUCUCAAAUAGGGCUUAUCGUCUAUCUUUCAUGGGAACUGCGUGCUCAUCUCUAUACUCCUUGUACUCUCUUUACGGGAGGCCAAGGGCAUGGAAUAUGCAAGGGCUGCAAGUUUAUUUUCAGUCAAUUGUCGGAGCAAAGGAUUUCAUCUAUUUCAUCUACUGCCUUACAUUUGUCACUUCGCAUCUCUGUCUCAAGUUUGCUUUGAUUCCCAUCUUGUGUCGAGCACUUGAACAAGUGGCCAAGUUCUUGAGGCGUAACUUUGCUCGCUCCACCAUUUACAGAAAGUACUUGGAAGACCCAUGUGUGUGGGUGGAGUCGAACACAACUACCCUCAACAUCCUCUCAUCGCAGGCUGAGAUAGCCAUUGGCUUCCUUUUGAUCAUCUCUCUGCUCUCAUGGCAACGCAACAUCAUACAGACAUUCAUGUACUGGCAGCUAUUGAAGCUGAUGUAUCAAGCACCAGUAACAGCAGGUUAUCACCAGAGCACAUGGAGCAGAAUCGGGCGGACGGUGAAUCCGAUUAUCCAACGUUACGCUCCUUUCUUGAAUACUCCGGUGACUGCCGUUCAGAGAUGGUGGUUCAGGUGAAAUUCAAACACUAAAUGCAGAGUUGACUUUUAAAAUCCUUUUUCUUUUGUUUAAAAAAAAAAAAACAAAAGGAUACCACCAGGCUCUCACAGUCUUAUUUUUCUCGUAACUCAUCAUAUUUCAGCGUAAAGUAGAUUCUUCUUCUCCUUUUACGUUUUCUUGGUUAUGAAAUAUUAUUGUUGCUAAAAAAGAUUUCGACUUUCUUUUGGUUA
Molecule: messenger RNA, 1389 nt
Organism: Eutrema salsugineum
Lineage: Eukaryota; Viridiplantae; Streptophyta; Magnoliopsida; Brassicales; Brassicaceae
Exons: 9
Coding region: 140-1177 (345 amino acids)
Biological process (GO): membrane organization; endoplasmic reticulum tubular network organization
Cellular component (GO): membrane; endoplasmic reticulum
Source: RefSeq, a predicted model, not a curated record